Messenger RNA from Meira miltonrushii, 1810 nucleotides. RefSeq lists its product as uncharacterized. Bases 45 to 1727 code for a protein of 560 amino acids. The transcript has a single exon. Gene Ontology annotation, biological process: dTMP biosynthetic process. Lineage: Eukaryota; Fungi; Basidiomycota; Exobasidiomycetes; Exobasidiales; Brachybasidiaceae. Gene Ontology annotation, cellular component: mitochondrion; cytosol. Gene Ontology annotation, molecular function: thymidylate synthase activity. The record is from RefSeq and is a predicted model, not a curated record.
CCCGCGAACAUCUUCUUACCAUCAAACCCCAUCAUUGUUCAAAAAUGGCUCCAGCUCGUAUGCCUAGAGUGAUCUUGGCACGUCAUGGAGAAACAGAAUGGUCAAUAUCCGGUCAACAUACAGGCAGAAGUGAUAUUGCAUUAACACCACAUGGAGAAGAUGUGACUAAAAUCCUUGGACCAACAUUCAUUUCAUGUGAUGGUAGCAAAAUGAUCGAUCCACGUCAUAUAAGUCAUAUUCUCUGUAGUCCUCGAAAACGUAGUCAAAAGACUCUACAGCUCCUCUUUUCUCAUUUGAGUGAAGAAGAAAGAAGCGAUAUCGUACCAGUUGAAACGGUAGAGGAUUGUCGUGAAUGGGAUUAUGGUGCUUAUGAAGGAAAGGUUACCGCUGAUAUUCGAGCAAUUCACCCUGGAUGGGAUAUUUGGAAAGAUGGUACACCAGACGAUCCUAAGAACCCACAAGAGUUUCCCGGAGAAACGGCAGAACAUAUGACCGCGCGAAUUGAUAGAGUCAUUGAAAAGAUUCGCACACUUCAAAAAGCUGUUAUCGAAGGAAGAGCAGAAGAAACACAUGAUUGUGCGGUGAUCAAAAGAGGGGGUGAUGUCAUGGUAGUCGCUCAUGGCCACUUCAACAGAUGCUUUAUUGCAAGAUGGCUCCAAUUACCUCUUACGAACGGCCGUUUAUUUGAAGUAGAUGCAGGAGGCGUAGCAAUUUUAUCGUAUGCCCACCAUAGCUUUGAUGAGCCCACCUUGGCAGGCAUCUUCUCCAGCAAAACUGGUCCUCGUUCGAUCGGCACUGUGAUAGGAUCAGCACAAACAAAACAAGAACAUCAACAUGACGAAUUACAAUAUCUUUCCAUUGUUUCUCGUGUGAUUGGACAAGGUGAAACACGAAUGGACAGAACAGGCACCGGUACCUUGGCUCUUUUUGCUCCUCAACCUAGCCUGCGAUUCUCGCUGAGGGAUAUGACUUUACCUCUUCUUACAACAAAGCGAGUAUUUACUAGAGGUGUUUUAGAGGAAUUGUUGUGGUUCGUUGCCGGAAAGACUGAUUCGCAGUUAUUGACGGAUAAAGAUAUCCAUAUUUGGGAUGGUAAUGGAAGCAAGGAGUUCUUGGAAUCACGCGGUCUGGGACAUAGACGGUCAGGUGAUUUAGGACCGGUAUAUGGUUUCCAAUGGAGACAUUUUGGAGCAGAAUACAAAACAUGCGAUGAUGAUUACACAGGACAAGGUGUUGAUCAAUUACGUGAAGUGAUUGAUAAGAUCAAGAAUAAUCCUACAGAUCGAAGAAUUAUUUUGAGCGCAUGGAAUCCGGCAGAUUUGAAAAAGAUGGCAUUGCCGCCUUGUCAUAUGUUUUGUCAAUUUUUCGUUUCUUUACCUGAAAGUUCACCUUCGGGCAAGAAAGAACUUUCAUGUCAAAUGUAUCAACGUUCAUGCGAUUUAGGAUUAGGAGUACCGUUUAAUAUUGCAAGUUAUGCUUUACUUACACAUAUGAUCGCCAAAGUGACAGGAUGUGAAGCACGCGAAUUGGUUCUGGCAAUGGGAGACGCACAUGUUUAUAGAGAUCAUGUUGAACCGCUCAAAGAACAAUUGAAACGUGAACCAAGACCAUUCCCGAAACUAGUCUGGAAGCGAGAGGUGGAGGACAUUGAUGAUUUCAAAUAUGAAGAUUUCGAAGUACAGGGUUAUAAGCCUUAUCCUAAAAUUGAAAUGAAGAUGAGUGUGUAGAUACUCAACAACCAUGUAAAUAUAUAUUAUGUUCGCAAAUGUCAUCAUAAUGGACAAUAUUGAGAGCAUAAUUUUACUCUUAC